CGGGCCAGGCAUCCACGGAGAAACGAUUCACCCGCAACUGACAAAGGACAUCACUUUGGCAAUAACAACGAGAAUAAUCUGCCAAUGAUAUUGAUCUGUGUGCAAGCUACCUCUGAGUUUAGUAACUCAGAUACAUUUUCCUCGUCUUCUUUCCGUGUAGGCUUCCUUAGGUUACGAUAUAUGGCCUUGUUAUUGUAGUUUCGUCGUAUUUCAUCUAAUGGGCAAGUAAACUGGCAAGUAAACUGUCAAGUAAACUGAAAAAUAAAUAUCAACAGUAAGGCUAAAUCGGACCUUUUUUGGGGUGCCAGAAUUUGCAAUGGAUUCGGAGAAGCAAGCCGAGGCGACGACCAUGGAGUCCCCGGGCGAAAAGGUGGGAAAACCUACGUAUGAAAUGCUAUUGGAUACAGUCGGCCAUUUCGGUUUAUUUCAACGGAUCACCUUCUCUCUCCUGACAUUGGCAGACGUUAUCACCAGUAUGAUUAUGAUGUACCUCAUAUUUAGUUCAUCCACGUCCAAUUGGAGAUGUGCACAAUUCGACGGUUUUAAUAUGACUGAAAUCACAACUGGAAAUGAGACCUUUGAGAAGACGUGUCUCUUUAACGGCUCCAAAUGUGUAGAGUUUGAUUUUGAUAAGGAUUUUAAUAGCAUUGCAUCCGAGUGGAACCUUGUCUGUGAUGAUGCGUACAUCCCAAAGUUGACCACCUCCAUAUUGAUGUUUGGCGUCCUCGUGGGAGCGUUCGUAUUCGCACAGCUGUCCGAUCUUUACGGCAGAAGACCCGUUCUUAUCUCCAUCAUCAUAGCCCUUAUGAUUUCACAAGUUAUUGUCGGCACGAGUAUCAACUGGCACAUGCACAUAGCCAUGAGGUUUUGUGUUGGCGUCUUUCUGGGUGGGACAAUCGGACUCUGCUUCGUCUUACCGAUGGAGUUCAUCGGACCCCGCUGGCGGUCGUUUUGUGGAGCACUCGGGCUCUUCGACGUGGGCCAAGCGUUAGUCGCCAUGUUCGCCUACUUCGAGCGUGACUGGAGGUACCUGGCCUACACGACUGGUGCCAUCAGUCUACCGCUUGUUAUUGCAAUUGUCAUAUAUGUCCCAGAGAGUUGCCGGUGGUUGAUCCAAAAGGAGAGGUUCAUUGAAGCCGAGAAGGUACUGAGGCGCAUGGCGAAAGUGAACAAGACGGACGUCCCAGAUAUUUCCCUUUUGAAACGGAUAUCUCGUGCGGGCAAGGCGGACGAUGCUGCUGUGGCCAAGUACACGUAUGCGGACCUGUUCAGUACUAGGAAGUAUGCGGUGAGGACUUUGGUUAUCAUGAUGUCAUGGUUCACGGCCUCAUGUGUGUAUUACGUCAUCGUGGUGUCCAUCAGUUCUUUAAGUGGUGACAUGUAUUUAAAUACAGCACUGUCUGCUAUUCCAAGUCUCUUCAUCGGAUGGUCUAUCAUUCCAGUCGCCAAUUGGAUUGGGAGAAAAAAGGCCUACCUCCUUUACACUGCGUUCCCGAUCGUAUCCAUGUUUGCCAUUGUGAUUCUGCAGGCCACGGGGCAGAUGGAGGAGCAAGGCACACUGCUGACAGUGUUGGCUCUUGUGGGCAAAAUAGGCAUUGGGUGCAGCUGGAUCAUAGCGGCAAUAAUAACAGCAGAGGUGUAUCCUACACUUAUGAGAACCGUUGGAGUCGGUAUUGGCAACACCACGGCACGCUUUGGGGGAAUCAUAGCGCCACAGAUAGUUUACCUGGGUGAGUUGAUCCACUGGACCGUGCCCUAUAUCAUUAACGGCAGCCUGGCCCUAACAAGUACGAUACUGGUCAUGGUGUUACUUCCCGAGACAGCCCAUAAGCCACUGCUGGAGGAGCUGCCUGACAAGCGGGCCACGUGUUGCAAGUGCAGCAAGGACGAUAACAAAUCGGAGAGAGAGUCUGAUGAAGAAUUAAAGGACCUGACCGGUAGUUGCCCAGCGUGACCUUUUAACUUUAGAUGUUCGCCUAUACUGAAGCAGAAUAGAUCCUUAUAAAUAUGGUGCUCAACGUUUAUUAAGUUAUUAUAUCACAACGUAGUGAGAAAUAUAUAUGUAUGUAAUCCAAUUUUCGUCGAGCCUGAGAUUGGAAUUAAAUAUCCUGCCUUUUAACCAACCCUUCAAAAAAACUUAAAUUUCUCCCUCUACAGUGAUCUUGUUCAUGUUGGGAAAUUUAAAACUUGUUCGAACGUGGAGGUGCGCGAAAUACUAGUAUUAUAUUCGUUAUUGUUAAUACACGUAGCCUGCUUUGAAACUCGAUGUCACUCGAAUUGAAAGCGAAAAAUAGAAUUAUUUAAUAUGUUGCUGUAUAAUAAAGCUGAUAUAAAUGUAAUG
Messenger RNA from Lineus longissimus, 2341 nucleotides. Its product is annotated as solute carrier family 22 member 15-like. Gene Ontology annotation, biological process: transmembrane transport. Lineage: Eukaryota; Metazoa; Nemertea; Pilidiophora; Heteronemertea; Lineidae. Bases 317 to 1954 code for a protein of 545 amino acids. Gene Ontology annotation, cellular component: membrane. The transcript has 9 exons. Gene Ontology annotation, molecular function: transmembrane transporter activity. The record is from RefSeq and is a predicted model, not a curated record.